CAUGCGCAGUUGUUAAUUAGUUUUGCAAACAGUCACCUCCUCGCACCAUCAACAAAAAUGUCCGCCAACUACAUGCGUCUGCUCUGCCUGCUGGCCUGCGGCAUCUGCGCCACCAUGGCCAACUCCUACAGACAAGGCAACAUCGGCUAUGCUGCCCCCAGCUACGGUGGUCAGUCCUAUGGCGAGUAUGUGAAGAACGCCGAGACCGCUGAGGCUCAGGCUGCUGCACUCACCAACUCCGCUGGUGCUGCUGCCUCGUCGGCCAAAUUGGACGGCACUGACUGGUAUGCGUUGAACCGUUAUGGCUGGGAGCAGGGCAAACCUCUGCUGGUCAAGCCUUACGGUCCUCUGGACAAGCUCUACGCCGCUGCUCUGCCACCCCGUUCCUUCGUUGCCGAGAUUGAUCCAGUCUUCAAGAAGAGCAACUAUGGUGGUCUCUAUGGCGAGAAGACAAUCGUGCUGAACACUGGCUCCAAGCUGGCCGUGUCCGCUGCCUAAGCGAAACUAGUCUGUGUUUUUAGCUGAAAGUCUUAAAAUAAAUAGUGAUAGCAUAAAGUGAAAUGUUGACUGUGUUUUUUCUUUGAAAUGGUUUCGUUUGGGUGGGAAAUUUCUCUUUAGCACUUCUCAAGUCCAUACUUAUUAUUAUUAUGAGUAAAUUCAGUUUUUAUUUGCAAAGUUUUAAAGUAAAAAAUAUGAAAAAAUUGCUCAGUUGUUGCAGUUUUUGUUUUGCAGUUUUUUGGUUUUUCUUAAUCGUUUUAAUGUAAAAUUCAAUUCGUUACGAGCACACAGAUAUUUACCUACUAAACAUAAAAUGUGAACUAAAAAAAAAAAGUAUAUCAAACAAGUAGAAGCGAUUGUAACUCGGGUAACUCGUUUCUAGGGUCGAUUAGAUACUCUCUUGUUGUUCAUUUUAUCUUUAAUCAUUGAUCUCAAGCCAACUCUUCUAUAAACAUUCUCUCUCUCUCAUUUAAAAUUUUUUUUGAUUUUAUUUUUUUUUUGUAUGUUUUUUUUUUAGUUUGUAUGUUGUUUUGGUUUUAGGUUCAUUAUUUUAAUUAAAUUACAUGAACUUCAAAAUAUUAUUAUUAUAUAAAUAGAUAGGAGAUGUGUGUGUAUGUGUUAUAUAUUCCUUUCCUUGUUGUAUUUAAUUAAUGUAUAACCUAUACGAACUCUCGCAAGCUCUGAAAAAAAUUUAAAUUAUAAAAAUAAGAA
Drosophila albomicans is the source of this 1209-nucleotide messenger RNA. RefSeq names its product chorion protein S16 (gene Cp16). The coding region runs from base 58 to 498 and encodes 146 amino acids. The record is from RefSeq and is a predicted model, not a curated record. Gene Ontology annotation, cellular component: egg chorion. NCBI's taxonomy places the organism in Eukaryota, Metazoa, Arthropoda, Insecta, Diptera, Drosophilidae. The transcript has 2 exons. Gene Ontology annotation, biological process: multicellular organism development.